GAAGAAUAUGUGACAUAUAAAACAAGGAAAAAUACUCACCUAUUUUCUCCGGUUAUCUCCAUUCUCAACAAAAUACGCAUUAAUAAACCUUCACCUUAUAAAACGUGUUUAUCAUGCUUUCACCUUUUCAGUUUUCACAGCCUCGUCGUAUUUUCAAUCCGCUGACUCUAUCGUCUUCAUCUUUCUUGCAUAAUCGUUUGCUGCCAACAAAAUGGAGAUUCAAAGGAUUUCUGUUUUGGCAAUAACCUUAUCCUUCAUCGUUUGGGUGGUUUUGAUUUUGCAAAAAAUCGAGUGCAGAGAUUUAGAAUCGCCUAAGUACACAGUGGUGCACUCAGAAUCUGAUUUUGAGAUUAGGUUUUACAGAGAAACCGUUUGGAUGUCUGCGCCUUCCGAUGAGAUUUCGUUUGAGAAAGCCACAAAAGAUGGAUUCCACAGCAUCGUCCCUGGAGCCGGGCCCCUCCACUCGUCUGCCUACUUUGUCGGGCACUACUUGCCCGUCAAGUUCCAGGCGGGCCCACCUGUCCCGCUUCCCGAACUCCACCUCAAGCCCGAUCAAUGGAAAAGCCACUGCAUUGCAGUUCGAAAGUUUUCAGGAUUUGCAAGGGAUAACAAUAUCGUGAAGGAGGCUGAGAAGUUGGCCGUGAGCUUGAGCAAUGGGUACGCGUACUCCAUUGCGCAGUAUAAUUUCCCUUUCAAGUUUAUCGGGCGUGUUAACGAGGUAUGGGUGGAUGUUAAUGGGUCGGAGAAAGAUGGAUGUAAAUCGAAUCUCUUGGCUGCCUAUUGA
This is a messenger RNA of Striga asiatica, 784 nucleotides long. The record is from the annotation of a GenBank genome assembly. NCBI's taxonomy places the organism in Eukaryota, Viridiplantae, Streptophyta, Magnoliopsida, Lamiales, Orobanchaceae.